Molecule: messenger RNA, 1439 nt
Organism: Cheilinus undulatus (humphead wrasse)
Lineage: Eukaryota; Metazoa; Chordata; Actinopteri; Labriformes; Labridae
Exons: 6
Coding region: 24-782 (252 amino acids)
Biological process (GO): negative regulation of T cell proliferation; T cell costimulation; cellular response to lipopolysaccharide
Cellular component (GO): external side of plasma membrane
Source: RefSeq, a predicted model, not a curated record
GUCAGGACCAUUAAUCCUCUGAGAUGGCGUUACCACUCAGGACUUUUCUCCUGCUUCUCCUCGCUGUGGUUGCUGCUGUUCUCCUGUAUAAAGGAUCUACACAGCAAGAUCCCAAAAGACGUUCUGUUGGAGUACAAAUCGGGGGAACGGCCAUCCUGCCUUUAAAACUCAACACCACGCUGGACGUAGAAGGUGUAAAAGUAGAAUGGUGCCAUGAUAAGGAGUAUGUGCAUGUGUUUGAGAAUGGUAAGUCCUAUCUUGAAUAUCAGAACAAAACUUUAAUAAACAGAGCAUUCCUCUUUGAGGAUCAAAUCAGUGAAGGAAACGUUUCACUGAAACUCAUCAACGUGACUGAGCAGGAUGCUGGAAACUACAAGUGCAGUGUUGUACAUGGCAUGCCACCAAAGAAACAAGAGUUUGAAUUUUAUCUCUUUCUAACAGAUACAGUGGAUGACAGUCCCCACAAAGAUCCACCAGGGAGCCCUAAACCUGAUCCGACACCUACGCCUCAACCUAACCAAGACUGGACUGGGACAAUUGUCAGUGUUGUUGUUGGUGUUGCUGUGGUGGGCUUCAUCGCUGGAGUGUUAUUAUAUAUAUGUAGAGGAAACAGAAACAACCAAAACAAUGCAAGGGAAAUGCAUGACCUGAAUGACCAAAACGUAGACAAUACGGACAACAAAGAUGGCCAAGACAGCCGAGAGGACCAAAACAACCCCAACAACCAGGAUAGCUACAACAACCCAGAUGACCAAGACAGCCAAGAGGACCAUAACAACUGAGAUGUCCAUGAUGACCAAAUCAACCAAGACAAUCAAGACAAUAGAGACGACCAAGACAACCUGGACAAUAAAAAAAUUAAAGAUCUGAGCACAAUGGGAAGCAAAUAAACAAGGAAGCGAACACCCCUGAAGGUUCAGGUUUUCUCGAAGACAUGACAGAGAAAUUGAAACCCUGUCCUGUCCUGAAAACCUCCAUAUCAUGAUUCUGGGAUACUAACACAUCUCACCCAUACUUCAUAAUCUUCACUGGCUUCCUAAUGACGAUCCCCAACUCCUCGACCCCCAAACUUCCAAAAGAAUCUUCUGCUCUGACACCGUGUCUUUGUCCUCUCACCAGCGUGUAAUAAUAAAUAAUGUGGACAUGUAUGUGGACAAGGCUUUGAAAUUUAAGGUGCUAGACAGUAUGUUCAACGCUGUUGAUAAUGUUUUUGAAUGCAUUUCGGUUGAAAUCUGCGAGGAGAAAGAAAAAAAUGUGAGAGUUAACUGUGUUUCUUUGCAUUUCAGAAUAGUUUAGCAGUAGCUUUGAUUGUGUUUUGUAUUCUUAGUUAGUUCCUUCUUGUAACUGUGUUAUUUUUUUUUUGGAUACAUUUUACUUUUGAGUGCUAGAUCGCCUCCUUAGUUUGAAUCCAGUCUUUUGUUUGAAUUUAUAGCCUAUUG